Molecule: messenger RNA, 2328 nt
Organism: Peniophora sp. CBMAI 1063
Lineage: Eukaryota; Fungi; Basidiomycota; Agaricomycetes; Russulales; Peniophoraceae
Source: the annotation of a GenBank genome assembly
AUGUUGGGACUCCUCUCGCUCUCCGCCCUCGUCGCGACAGCACUGGCUGCAACGGAGUCGGCCUGGAAUGGUCAUUUAACACCAGGAUCAACAGAAGUAUCAUCAUUCACACCCUACUACGUCCCGCCUGGUGCGAAAAGCUACGACUCAUCAUCCCCUCUGGUCCACUACACGGGCAAAUGGACCGACUCCUACGCACAAGGCUAUGUCGCCCACACUCUUCGCUCCACAACGCAUAAGAAUGCCGCGGUCUCCUUCACAUUCAAAGGGACUGGAAUCGAGUGGUUCGGGAACGUCGAUGCGCGCCAUGGGAUUGCGGACGUUUACAUCGAUGGGUCACUCGUCGAUCAUGUCGACGCGUACAGCGAGGUCUCGCGCCGUCAGCAGCGCGUGUUCUGGAGCUUCGGUCUCCCAUAUGGGAAGCACACCAUCAAGAUCGUCCACUCUGGCCGGAAGAGUAAACAAUCCAAGGGCAAGGUUAUCGACCUCGACGCCUUCGUCGUCACGAUGGGUUCACCACCAAAGCAACAGAGCGCAUCGGUCGCUCAGUCACCUCAGAACUUCGCCGCCUCUCCCCACCAGAACCUUGACCUCGCGACGGCAGGACCUCCCUCUACACAGAGCGGGUCACAGUGGGUGCUAAAGCAGCAAGGUUCGACAGGCGUUCAUGCCAUGCAACUCGCCAUCAUCUCCGAUUCGCAUGCGAUCAUCGUGGACAAGGUCGAGCAUAACCCGUUAACCAUUGACGGACAUCCCGCCUGGGCGGCCCUGUAUGACCUCAACACACACGAGGUCAAAGCGCUUCACGUUCAGAGCAACUCAUUCUGCGCGGGUGGGACCUUCCUCUCCAACGGAACGCUCAUCAACGUCGGCGGGAAUCCAGUCGUCGAAGACAAGACGGCCGCGGCCGAUUUUGGCGAUGUCGAUGGUCUGCAAGCCGUGCGCAUCCUGGAGCCCUGCGAUAGCGAGGACACGAGUGGAUGCGACUUCUACGAGAACCAUGCGCGUAUUCGUAUGGCGACGCCGCGAUGGUACAAUACCGUCCUGCGCCUCUCAGACGGAAGCGCCAUGGUCAUGGGCGGUUCGAAGAAGGGUGGGUGGAUGAACAACGAGACGACCAAUAACCCGACCCUCGAGUACUUCCCCCCAAAGAACAUCGCCGGCCAGAACGGGCUUCCCAUACGCUUGCCAUUCCUCGAGGACACGCUGAACUCCAACCUGUUCCCCAUCGCCUUCGCUCUUCCUGACGGGCGUGUCUUCGUCGCGGCGAAUAACGAUGCCAUGAUCUAUGACUGGCAGCAAAACAACGAACAGCGUCUCCCGUCUCUUCCAAACGGCGUGCGCGUCACAUACCCCAUGAGCGGCACUGGCCUUCUUCUCCCGCUCGAUCCCGCGAACGACUAUACCCCCGAGGUCUUGUUGUGCGGCGGCUCAGCCAUCGACGACACCAAGCCAUCUUGGGAGCUCUCAAGCCAAGACCCGGCGUCUACACAAUGUGUACGGAUGGUACUCAACGAACAGGGCAUCGCGGCGGGAUGGCAGGUCGAGCAGAUGCCGCAAGCGCGCAUCAUGCCUGACGCGGUUCUCCUUCCCACGGGCGACAUCCUGAUCAUCAACGGCGGCGCGUCGGGCAUUGCGGGCUAUGGCAACGUCAAGGAUCAGGUUGGCGCAUCCAAUGCAGCGAACCCGGUGUUCACCCCUGUCCUUUAUCAUCCCAACGCGCCCGCCGGCCAGCGCUUCGACAGUGCGGGUAUGCCCACGAGCGAUAUCCCGCGCUUGUACCACUCCAUUGCGACACUAACCCCUAAGGGCGAUAUCAUGAUCGCCGGCUCCAAUCCGAACCUCGACAGGUCGGAGGUCGAAUUCGGAACGGAGUACCGUGUCGAGUGGCUCGAGCCCCCCUACAUGAACGCUGAGAGACCAACUGUCGACGAUAUACCUCAAAAGGUGGGCUUCGGAGAGACUAUCGAGCUGAAGGUGCAUCUUCCUGCAUCUGCGGCCGAUGUCAAAGUGGCGCUCGUGGACCUCGGCUUCGUGACGCAUGCCGUGCAUGCCAACUCUCGAGUGGUCUAUCUCAAGGCGCAGCUCUCGAGUGACCGUACCACUCUCAGCGUCACCGGACCCCCCAACGGCGAAGUGUAUCCUCCGGGACCAGGCUGGCUAUAUGUCGUCGCGGACGGUGUUCCCAGCGUUGGAAAGAAGCUUCUGAUCGGCGAUGGGCAGGGCCCGCCCGUCGACAAAGGCGCGAUUGAGAAUCUUCUGAAGAGCACACAAGUUGAUCAGUACGAGAAAGAUAAGGGCAAGAAGGAGGAUGAUGGCUCAGAGUAG